Molecule: messenger RNA, 5086 nt
Organism: Diprion similis
Lineage: Eukaryota; Metazoa; Arthropoda; Insecta; Hymenoptera; Diprionidae
Product: chitin synthase chs-2-like
Exons: 20
Coding region: 336-4973 (1545 amino acids)
Cellular component (GO): cell periphery; cell septum
Molecular function (GO): chitin synthase activity
Source: RefSeq, a predicted model, not a curated record
CGCGUUGGGUCUCUCUCGUUAAUGUCGACUCAGUAUUCAGUCGACACGCGUUUUACACACUUGCAAUAAAUUCCAUAAUCUAGUUUUUAAGUAGUGUUGAUUUUUUUUUGGAAGUGGUUUAAAGUUACGGCGAGGGACGCAGUCCGUAAAAUGCUUAACGGAUACACAUAAUCGACAUUUUGGCUGCUCUUUGAUCCCACAACUCACAGGAACACGGCGCGUGUGUUCAGUUUAAUAUCAGCCGUUCAUUCAGGCGUCCAUGUUGCAAAUUUCUGCAAUUACGUAGGCUGCGGCUAAUACUAAUUGCUAACUGGCACCGAACACAAAAGUGCGAGAUGGCCAAAAAUCCUAACGGAUUUGUCCCUGGGGUCGGAACCGUUGGUCCGGUCGAUUUCUCAGAUGAUGAAAGUACCCCACUAGCAGUCCAGGAGCAAUUCGCUGCAAGCUCAAAAACAGUCACGGAAGCUAAAGAAUGGGACUUAUUUCGGAACCCACCGUUAAAGGAGGACUCUGGUUCGAUGUCCGAACAGAAGUGCUUGCAGCUGGCGAUAAAGAUAUCAAAAAUCGUGGCCUAUCUCUUUGUUUUUGCUAUGGUCUUGAGCUGUAGCGUCAUUGCCAAGGGAACAAUACUGUUCAUGACUUCUCAACUGCGGGACGACAGGACUAUUUACUACUGCAAUGUACUACAGCAGCUAGGAACGACAAAAACCUUCGCAGCCACGUUACCAGAGGAAGAAAAGAUAGCUUGGAUAUGGUGCAUAAUAUUCUCGUUUUCGUUCCCCGAAAUCUUGACACUUUUCCGAAGUUUAAGAAUUCUCUGUUUCAAGUCGUACGAAAAACCAAAAGUGGCCCAUUUCGUGAUUGUAGGGAUCACAGAAACCGCCCAUGUCAUUGGGCUGGCCAUUUUGAUUGUAAGCGUAUUACCUGACCUCGAUGUAAUUCAGGGAGCAAUGCUGACAAAUUGCCUGUGCUUCGUUCCAGGACUGCUGGGGCUUCUUUCCCGCUACAAGAAACGCGAUAAGCCGAUACUGUUUCUCCUAUUCAUCGUGGAUGUUGCUGCCCUCGCAAUGCAGGUCACGGGAUUUGUGGUAUGGCCAUUCGUCUACAUCUCGAACCCAGCCAUGUGGCUAACCCCCGUUGCUCUAGUGCUAGUAUCUUGCCGUUGGUGGGAAAACUACGUUUCAAUUCAGAGUCCCUUGGGAAUCAUAAGAUACUUGGGUCAAAUAAAGGAGGAGCUAAAGCUCACGCGUCCCGUAACCUACCUCAUGGUGUCAAUUUGGAAGAUAGCCGCUUUCUUCCUGACCACUUUGUCAAUUCUACACAUGAAGGGUACCACGAUCAGCAACUUGUUUACCAUGUUCGGAAUCACUUUCAGCCAGCACAAUGUCACAGUUUCCGAGAUUCAGUCGACGAUUGGCGGAGGGACGAUCCCUGACCUAUCAGAGGUUCUUCCCGAUGGGGUAACGGCGAUUGUAACAACGGACUCUCUCACUCCGGUUUACGUGAUGCUGAUACAAGUAUUGGCAGCAUACUUUGCCUACAUUUUUGGUAAACUCGCCUGCAAGAUAUUGAUGCAGGGAUUUGGCUACGCCUUGCCCAUUAACCUCACUGUCCCUGUCUCGAUUUCGCUCCUGUUAGCCGCGUGCAUUCUGCGAAACGAAGACCCUUGCACUUUUCACGGUUUCAUUCCUGACUAUCUCUUCUACCAGUCACCGUCUUUAUACACAUUGAGCGAUUUCAUUUGGAGUGAGUACGCUUGGGUAUGGAUACUGUGGCUGCUUUCGCAGACGUGGAUCACCAUCCACAUAUGGACUCCAAAGUGUGAACGUCUUGCGGUAACCGAGAAGCUUUUUGUGCUGCCCCUGUACGAUGGAAUGAUGGUCGACCAAUCGUUGGCACUCAACAGACAGCGAGAUGAUCAGCCGGACAUGACCGAUGAGGGUUUCGUGAAGCACGACGAAGACUAUGAGAGCUUAUACGAACAGAACGAAGGGUUGGGGUUUGCUCACACAGCCAGCAGGAAUAGCGAUCUGGUGACCAGAAUUCACGUGUGCGCCACGAUGUGGCACGAGAACAAGGAGGAAAUGAUAGAGUUCUUGAAAAGCAUUCUGCGACUGGAUGAGGAUCAGUGCGCAAGAAAGAACGCACAGAACUUCCUCAAGAUUAUUGAUCCCGAUUACUAUGAGCUGGAAACUCACAUAUUCUUUGACGACGCGUUCGAGAUGUCAGAUCAUGAUGAAAACGAAUCGCAGGUGAAUCGGUUCGUAAAACUUCUCGUGAACACGCUGGAUGAGGCAGCUUCGAACGUUCAUCAAACGACGAUGCACGUCAGUGCACCAAAGAAGUACCCGACACCCUAUGGAGGACGUUUGGUAUGGACACUUCCAGGAAAGACAAAGAUGAUUGCUCAUCUUAAGGACAAGAGCAAAAUUCGGCACAGGAAACGAUGGAGCCAGGUCAUGUACAUGUACUAUCUUCUCGGUCACCGGCUAAUGCAACUGCCAAUAAGCAUUGAACGGAAGGAAAUUAUCGCCGAACAUACAUUCCUCCUCGCGCUUGACGGCGACAUUGACUUUCAACCAGCCGCCGUCAAGCUCCUGAUCGACUUAAUGAAGAAAAAUAAAAACCUCGGUGCCGCGUGUGGCCGCAUCCAUCCGGUAGGAUCUGGUUUCAUGGUAUGGUACCAAAUGUUCGAAUACGCGAUCGGGCAUUGGCUACAAAAGGCGACCGAGCACACGAUCGGUUGCGUGCUUUGCAGCCCUGGAUGCUUUUCACUUUUCAGAGGCAAGGCGUUGAUGGACGAUAGAGUGAUGAGCAAAUACACGACCGUCUCCAACGAAGCCCGGCACUACGUUCAGUACGAUCAGGGCGAGGAUCGAUGGCUAUGCACUCUGCUGUUGCAGCGGGGUUACAGGGUUGAGUACUCGGCUGCUAGUGACGCCUACACUCACGCACCCGAAGGGUUCAACGAAUUUUUCAACCAAAGACGUCGUUGGGUUCCCUCGACAAUGGCUAACAUAAUGGAUCUGAUUGGAGAUUCAAAACGGACCAUAAAAAACAAUGAUAACAUAUCGACUGUUUAUAUGUGGUAUCAGACCUUCCUUAUGGUUGGAACGAUCCUCGGACCGGGAACAAUAUUUCUCAUGCUGGUUGGCGCCUGUAGCGCCGCUUUCGGAAUUGGGAACUGGCCGAGUUUUCAUUACAACCUCGUGCCGGUUGUGAUAUUCAUGAUUGUCUGCCUAACUUGUAAAUCCAAUACACAACUUUUCGUAGCCGCGGUAAUCAGCAUGGGAUACGGCAUUGUUAUGAUGGCCGUGAUAGUGGCUAUUAUAAUACAAAUGGCAGACGAUGGUUGGGUUGCUCCCAGCUCUCUCUUUCUAUUCCUGAUCACCGGCCAACUGGUCAUAGCAGGACUCAUGCAUCCCCAAGAAUUGAUGUGUCUUCCAUGUGGAAUAAUCUACUACGUAACAAUACCUGCCAUGUAUAUGCUACUGGUUAUAUACUCCAUCACAAACCUUAACAACGUCGCCUGGGGUACCAGAGAAGUGCAAGUCAAAAAGACGGCUGCGGAAUUAGAGGAAGAUAAAAAGGAAGCUGAGGAGGCUGCACGAAAGAGCAAGCAAAAGUCGCUCUUCGGGUUCUUGCAAGACGGCAAAGGAAACAACAGUGACGAUAACGGUUCAAUAGAGAUAUCGCUGGCUGGAUUGUUCAAAUGCAUAUUAUGCACCCACAACAACCCGUCCGACGAAAAGCAACAGCUAAACGCAAUUGCGACAUCCCUAAGCCAGAUGGAGAAGAAGUUGGAGAACAUAUCGAAAGCCAUAGAUCCUCAAGGUCCGAGACAAAGGCGAGUCUCGUUCACCCGGCCUGGUGGUGAAGCCACCAACCUGGCUGAGGAGAAUCUGACGAACAAAGACCAAAUGGAGAGCGACACGGAUAGCACGGUGAGCCAGAACACUGAGGGCGAUCGAGAGCGUACAUUUUUGGUGAGUCCUUAUUGGCUGGAGGAUGAAGAUCUUAAGAAGGGGGAGGUCGAUUUCCUUUCACCACAAGAGGAACAAUUCUGGAAGGACAUACUCGAGAAGUACCUCUUCCCGAUCGACGAAGACAAGGCAGAGAAGACACGAAUUGCUGGUGACCUGAAAGAGCUUCGCGACAAAAGUUUCUUCGCAUUUUUCAUGCUGAAUGCCCUUUUCGUCAUGGUCGUGUUCUUGAUGCAGCUCAACAAAGACGAUUUACACAUCGAGUGGCCCUGGGGUAUCCAAACGAAUAUUACCUACGAUGAAACCGCCUUGGAGGUGAACUUGACCUCGGAGUACCUUCAGCUCGAACCAAUCGGUCUAGUGUUUGUAUUCUCGUUCGCUCUGGUACUGGUCAUACAAUUCAUAGCAAUGCUGUUCCAUCGAUUCGGCACGUUCGCGCAUAUCGUGGCAACCACAACGCUGGAUUGGUACUGCUGCAAGAAGCCGGAAGACGUAUCGGAACAAGCAUUGUUGAGCAAAGACGCGGUUCAGAUAGUGAAAGAUCUUCAACGACUCGAUAGCGUUGAUGAAACGAAUGGAGAAGACACUCAUAAACAGCCUGCAAGACGCACGACUGUUCGCAACCUCCAAAAGAAUAGAAGACAAACGCAGACGAAUAAAAAUCUUGACAAUGCAUUUAGAGAAAGAUUCUUUAGCAUAGCCGAGGGUCCAGACUUUUCAAGGCGCAUGUCUUCGCGAAGAUCAACUGUAGCUUUCAAGGCGUUCGAAGCUAGACGCCAUAGUAUUUUGGCCGAGAAGAGAAAAUCCCAAAUGCAGGCGAUGCCAGGAGGAGCAGCGAGCAGUAAUUACGGCGUGGCAAGGACUUCAUUAAGCAUGCAGCCCAAAAUGAGUAGGAGAGGCAGCCAAGCCUCAAUCAUCAUGCGCGUUUCAGAGACGCAUCAAGGCGUUGUUAAUCUCGCUUUCGAUCCGGAAGAAAAUCCCAGAGCUUAGAUGCCCAGCGUCAAUAAAAUAUCGAGAUUCUACGCAACGUGUUUUCGUGAAAACCAGUACGUGUCAUAAAACUAUAGAAUGCAUCUAGAUUCGAUUGAAUAAUUUUACUUUUU